Messenger RNA from Cuscuta europaea, 808 nucleotides. The record is from the annotation of a GenBank genome assembly. Lineage: Eukaryota; Viridiplantae; Streptophyta; Magnoliopsida; Solanales; Convolvulaceae.
GGAAAAUGCAAAUAUACAUAUAUAUAUAUCUGAAUUUUUCCAACCCGUCGCUAGACUCAAAACCGAGCCCAGAAAACGCUUCCCAGACCUUCCCCUUCGUGAGAGGAAUCCAACGGAGGAAGAAUCAUUGAAAACGAUCGUGAAACGAGGGAGAAAACGCUCGCCGGAGUUUUCGCCGGAAAACUUUCCCGACAGAAAACGGAAGAGCAGGAGCCGCCGUCGCCGCCGCCAACCCUUCACCGACCUUCGCCGUCCCGAGAGGAGUGCACCGCUACCCCGUUGGCCGUUUCCGACGAGGGAGCACAGGUGUACCCUCUUCGUCGACGGUGAUGGAGACGGCGGAAAAUCCAGCGGCCCCUCCUGUACAAUAAAUUCUGGCGGUGACGCAGAACGGAGUGGCUCAGUCCUCCUCUCCGGCGUGCAAAACAGUACGGCAACGACUCCGGCUUCCCUCUUCAGCGGUGUACACUAUCUAGCGACACAGUCCGGUGAUUCCCUGAUGGUACGGUGUAGUCUGCUGGCAGCACCCUUCCCCAGAGUGGCGGUGUGCUUCUCCUUAGCGGAAUCGCAGACUAACUCCGGCGAAGUCAUGAAGGUCUCCUCCCUCCGGCAUGAGCGCAGUCCGGCGAGCAUAUGGCUAUGGUUCUCCGGCGUUCAUACCUGUUCUGCGGCUAGCUGAUGUAGUUGGUGGCGGCGAUCCGAUAUGGUGGGUGGCGGCGAUGACUUCGGCUGGCCUUUCCUCUUCCUUUCUUUCCCUCUCUCACGCUCCGUUUUUGUUCCUCUCGUUUCUUGCAGGUUGUUGCUCCCA